AUGAGUUCCUCCUCCGACGACGACCCGCAGCUCCCUCACGACGUCGCCGUCGAGGUCCUGAAGCGAUUGCCGGUGGAAUCUCUCCUCCGAUUCAGGUGUGUUAGCCGUUCAUGGCGUUCCACCAUCGACGACCCUCGUUUCGUGGCCCUCCACUUGCGCCACUCUGCUGUCGAUGCCUCCCGUUGGUAUCUCUUGUGUCGAGAUUGGUGCGGUCCUGUCCAGAACCUGUGCUCUCUGUUGUCCCACGAGUCUCUUGCUCUGCCUUCCCGGUCGCAAACCGAAAUUCCGUUUGUUACUACUCCUCCCGGCGGCUACCGCAUCGUUGGUUCGUGUAAUGGUUUGAUCUGCGUCACCGAAUGUUCCAGAGACGGCUAUGGUCGGGCUAUGCAUCUGUGGAAUCCAUUCACAAGAAAGCACAAGGCGGUUCGACGACCCGGUCCGGAUACAGAGACUGGUCAUAUGGUUCUGGGGUUUGCCUUCGACGCUAGGUCGAUCGACUAUAAGAUUGUGAGGAUUCUCCAUUCUCCAGAUGAUUGUUUUAGUCGCUUUGGUCGAGUCGAGAUUUAUUCGCACCGUACAGAUUCCUGGAGAAGUCUGGAGGGUGAGGCUCCUGCUUUUCGUCGCCAGGACAACAGAGCGGUCUUCUUGAAUGGGAAUUUGCACUGGUUCGCUUCCUAUCGAAAGGAGGGUGGAUACGGGUCAAUAGUCUCGUUCGAUGUCGCAGGUGAGGUGUUUGACGGAAUGGCUCUGUUGGAAGAGAUUUUUCCCGUAGACAGUGUCUAUUUACUGUCGUGUAUGUAUAUGGCAGUAUUGAAUGACUCGCUGGCUGUGUUCAUUAAUGGUGGGGAGGCACUUGAUCAUCCUGAUUCGGAUUCCGUUUGUUCUGUCUGGGUUAUGAGAGACUACGGCGUGCCUGAGUCUUGGACUAAGCUGUAUACUUUUGAGGCUAGUCGACCGGUAGUAGGAUUUGAUGGCUUCACAUGGAAUGGUGAGCUUCUUAUUGAAAUAUCUGGUGGAGAACGGCUUUCUUGGAAUCCGAUCACGGGACAAAUCGCAAAUCUUCCGUCAUGGAGGACAUGCGAUUUGUUCACCGUCGUAGAGAGCCUCGUUUCACUUUAAAUAUGACUCGAUUGCUGCUACAUUUAUCAGUACGAAAGAUUGAUUCUGCUUGUAGAAAAGUUGAAAGUUACAUCUGAAUUGAGAAGAGAUGGCUUUAUACAUAUAUGCUCUGGCCACGAAAUGACGAGCUUAUGCAGUGAGGUGGUGCCCAUUUACUUUUGGUACUUCUUGCAAGCUUUAAUAUGCAUUUUCAUUUUCACUUUAUUUUUUCUUUAGACUAGUGAAGUUUGUUCUCCGUAUGAGUGAAAGUAUGCAACUCAAGACUGCAUCUACAACUUCAGCAUUUUUAGACGAUGCAGAAAAAAAUGACGAAGCUUUUUGAAUGCUAUGCAUGUGUGUGCUCGAUUCUUUGCCACCAUAAGCAUUUUUCAGCUUCUGUAGGACCAAACUAUUCACUAUCUGAGUCACGCAUCUCGAUCUCUGGGCAUUGCAACUGGUGCAACUACAUACUACCAUAUUUUGUUUCCUAUCUCAAGAAUUUUUUGUAGCACCGGCAAUGCAUACCUAGUAAGCUUAUGUAUUGAUCUAUGCAGACAGCUGCAUUAAUGGAUUAAGGAAACAUUGGAAACUGUAUUAUUAGGACAAUCUUUUUU
Syzygium oleosum is the source of this 1712-nucleotide messenger RNA. Its product is annotated as F-box protein At3g07870-like. The coding region runs from base 1 to 1119 and encodes 372 amino acids. The transcript has 2 exons. The record is from RefSeq and is a predicted model, not a curated record. Gene Ontology annotation, molecular function: protein binding. NCBI's taxonomy places the organism in Eukaryota, Viridiplantae, Streptophyta, Magnoliopsida, Myrtales, Myrtaceae.